GAGAAAGUGGAUUCAAUGUUCAAGCGAUCAGAUGGAGCUGAGCACUCAUCUGAGUGUUCAAAUUGUGUUAAGGUGGAUCGCCAACCGCAACCCCAACUAGAGUUGGGCCAGAGGUACUGUAGGUUUUUCACUCCUGAUACGGAACAUCACAGGUUCAAAUUCAACUCUGGCAUAUGGGAGUUCUUAUAGAUCUCUUAUCCAGCAAUCACAACCAAAAAGACAGCAACAACUUCAAGGUUUGGCGAAACUGUUAACAUGUUCGUGCAAUUGUUUAUUCAAAGUCUCAGUUUCUAUAGAUAGCUAAAUUUAUGUAAUACCAGUUGUAUAACAAGCAAGUAUGUGUUAUGUGAUAUCCCUCUCUUUUUUCUAUUUUUUCUUCUUUUUUUACAGGAAAAACCUUCUCCCAUUAUAUGCUUUAGAGAAGGAUUGUCCUUUGUUUUUUUUCUGCAGUGCAUUUAACGUAAUGCUGCCAAUCAAGAACGAUAUGCCAAUAAAUAACUCUCAUUUGUAUGUUCCUCAUCUCUAGAUUAUUAAUUUAGAUCAACAUCAAUGCCGAUAAAAAACAUGGAUAAAUGAGCAUUGUUGAAAGCAACUUUGUAGAAAUGAAUGGUGCCACGUUGAUUAGACUGUCUGACUGACGGCCUAUUAUUUAAGGGUUGUUUCGGCUCAUGAAACUCACCUGUGAUUGGCUGGAUGGUCGCUCAAUCAGCCCAAAGUAACAAUGCAUAAAUAAUACUGUAUACAAAUCCACCAUUUGGAUUCUGUAUGGGUUUAGCUUGGAAAAGUGCGGGGGACAAAAAUCGUGUCCCUCACGUCCCCCGCAGCUGCUACACCCUUGCAUAUGUUCUCAAUCUCUGAAUGUGUUAUAGGAAUGUACAUUUGAAGUCCUGCCAGUGGAGAUGGCUGCCUAUCCAACAAAGGAAAUCCCCCUAGAGAGAGGAUGAUGGCCUGAUGAACUGGUGGAGAACUGUUGAAGGUUGGCUUGAAUGAAAUAGAACAACACAUUUUCAGGAGAAUGAAGAAGAGAUAACUUUUGAGGCCGCAACAGACGGUGUUUUUAUGGUGGCUUGCUUGUUUGUCAGUCUGUUCAACCAGCGUGGAGCCUCUCUGCAGUGUCACAUCGUAGAGUUGCUCAGUCGGGCGGACACUGCUGACUGCUUCCAUAAGAAGUCUGUGAGUGCAGCUGUCGGGGUGGUGUGGCGAGUGUGGCGGGGGGCAUAGUUACAUCACUGGCCUCAUCCUGGCCCCCUUCACCUUCGGCACCUCCACCAUAGUCACUGCACUGGGCAUUAGUGUGGCAAUAGCUGGGAGCAUCACUUCGGCCACAGCUAAUAUCACUGAUUCAGUUCAAUCCAACAUGGAUCUCAAAAAGGUGGAGAAGAUGAUCCAGGGCUACCAGAAUGAGAUCAGUGACAUCAGAGAUUGUCUGGAAUCCAUGCAACUGUCAGUUGCCCUCUCGCUCUUUCACAUUACAUUGCUACCUUGUGACUUAUGGUUUUGUCUGUUGCGCAUGUAGGAAGGAAUGGCUACCCUGCAAGAAUGGAACUUCAAAGAAUACUCUGAAAGUAUGUUCAGUACGAGUCUUAACCGAAAUCUAAAGCAUGUAAUGAAAGAGGGUGGAUGACCAGGUAAAGCUCUCAUGAUAAACGCUGAUAGGCUCAUCAGCACUGUGAAGGUUCAAGGAGUUGCUGGAGGUGUGGCCAAAGCUGCCAAAGCCAUCAGUGUCACCAUGGAGGUCAUGUCCACUCUCUUCCAUCCUCACCCUGGAUGUCUUCUUUCUUGCCAAAGACUCCAACAAACUCCGCAAAGGUGCCAAAACCAAAUUUGCCUCCAAGAUCCGGGAAGUAUGCUGAGAGCUUCAGCAUGGCCGACUGGAACUAAACAAAGUGAAGACUCAGCUUCAAAACACCAUGGUUGGAAUUGAAGUGGAAGAAUAUGAGGAGCAUUGUGAAGAAGAUGAGUCAGAUCCAAUCAAACUGGCCCUACUUGAACAAGAGCUGGAUCAGUUGGAGGAGAAGCUUGACCAAAAGACUAUGCAGGAACAGGAGAUGAACAGAAGCAAGAAAGGAGAGACUGAGAAAAAGAACCCAAAAAAUAAUGGAAAAGAGAAGUAGUAAGAGUAAAAAAGGGAUGCACUUGUGGUGAACAGUAGAUGAUCCACAUUACACUAGUUGGCCAAACUUUUGUGGACACCCCCUUCUAAUUCCAGGUUUUGCUAUUCUAGUAAUUGUAGUGAAGACAAAUUGUAAUGCGAUGAUAUUCAAUGACAUUCUAGAGAAUUGUGUGCUUCAAAAUCUUUGUGGCAACUUGGGUGUGGGCCCUUUUCUGUUCCAGCAUUACAAGGCUCCUGUGCACAAAGCAAGACAUGGACAACAGGCUGAUGUUUUUGGUGGUUUUUGUGAUUUCUUGUGCUGUACCUUGCAUUAAGGCUGAUGGACACCUAUCACCACCAACAAUUUUGACAUCCAACAUCACCCGUGGUGAGUGUGGAAUAAAUAAACUGUGUGUGGAGAAGCCGACUAAAUGUGAUCCUUCAGGCAGCUCUCAGUGCUUCUUCACCUCCACAUGGUUUUCCACCAAUACCACAAGCUUGGCCUUUGAGCUCAGUGGCAACUCCACCGGUUACAUCGCUUUAGCAGCUGGAGUGAACUCUAGUUUGUCUCAGGGGACCAAUGUUGUCUUUGUCUGUGGUAAUAAUAAUGGCACUUUCUUCUUCCGAACUGCAGUACUCACAAACAACACACUGGUGAUAACAAAUUCGCCUAAUGUGAGCAAUAUCCAAGGUUCAAUACAACAGACCUUGAUUCAGUGUGUCUUCAACAUCCCCAUUGAUUUUAACAUCAGUAACACCAUUGGUGCCCUAGCCACCCUAGGCAUCAAAACCAAAGCUUUCAGCUUCAGCAACCGUGCUAAUACAACGAUUAACACGUUCAUUGAAAUCUUUCAAGGCUCAACUAAUGGAACUGUGCUGGGACAGCCGCAGAGCGUGUUUGGAUCCUCUUUUUUGGUGUAUCUAGCUAAUCCCAAUUCUACUGCCAUAAUCACUUCAUCUCCCACAAAUACCACAGCUACCCCCAAUACAACUUUUGUCACUGUUGCAAACGGUAGCAUCUCACUCACCAGCCUACUGAGCCAAGCUGCAAUUGCCCUGCUCAGUAUCUUCACUCUGCGCCUGCUCUGAUGAGACCUGAACUAGAUCUGGGACCGAAUGACAGAAACACCAUAACUCAGGAUUCCUUUCUUAUCUGUUUUUUCCUAAAUGUUUUCAUUUAAGGUUCAUUUCUGAAUGCUGUGGUGUCUUCAUAUGAUAGACUAUGUAUACCUAGCUAUAUAUUAUCAUAGUAUAACUGUGUCAAUUGUAAUUGCAUAAUAGUUUAAAAAGGAUGAGGAUGUCCUUAUUAGUUUGGUUUCAGGUAAGAAGAAGAAAUAAAUGUGAUUUGGAAGAGGAAGUAGA
Messenger RNA from Myxocyprinus asiaticus (Chinese sucker), 3454 nucleotides. Its product is annotated as putative ferric-chelate reductase 1. Lineage: Eukaryota; Metazoa; Chordata; Actinopteri; Cypriniformes; Catostomidae. The coding region runs from base 2366 to 3181 and encodes 271 amino acids. The record is from RefSeq and is a predicted model, not a curated record. The transcript is spliced from 11 exons. Gene Ontology annotation, biological process: regulation of glutamate receptor signaling pathway.